Molecule: messenger RNA, 1552 nt
Organism: Phoenix dactylifera (date palm)
Lineage: Eukaryota; Viridiplantae; Streptophyta; Magnoliopsida; Arecales; Arecaceae
Product: protein WVD2-like 3
Biological process (GO): microtubule cytoskeleton organization
Molecular function (GO): microtubule binding
Source: RefSeq, a predicted model, not a curated record
GGCUAUUAAUUCCGUAACCGAGACCACCCUGAGAGCGACGAGUGGAGAGAGAGAGAGGAAGCGAGUCCUCUCGGAUCGAAAUUUGGCUGGAAGAGCUUAAUGGGAAAGAAAAUUUUAGAUGUUUGUACUGCUGAAGAGUCAGAAGGCUUUGUCAUAUGUUCAACCAGAGAUGAUCCUGGGAACCCUGACGACCAUCCUAAUAAACAUCUGGAACCUUCUACAUUUGAUGAAACUAGAAAGGACAUUCCUGAUCCUCAAGAUUCUCAUGCAAAUGGACAAAUAAAAGAACACAGAGUACAUGGGGAUAUGAUAGAUGUUUUUGUUGAGAAUUCCUUUGUCUAUCAAGAUGCGGAUUCUCCCAAGGAAGACAAAAUGCCCUGUUAUAAAUACUCAAUUUUAGAUGCUGUCACAUUGAAGAAGGAAAAAGCGAACUGUGUAGAUCAGAAGCCAGGUAAUCACAAGAAAAUUGAUUCUCCCAUUAAAACAGUCAAAUCUGCUAAUGUUGGAGCAAUACAUUCCAAACACACUUCUCGUCAACCAUUGGCUCUUGCAACCAAUAAGCGUGCUUCUGGUGGGAAUGAUUUUGCCGGUAAUAUUGCUGGGAAUGGGAAUGGAUCUGCUAAUUUGAACAAUCAAGAUACCCGUAACAUGCCAAAGAAGAUUCAGACUGACUCAACUCUCACAUCAAGGAAGCCUCUGCAACCUGAUAAUACAAAGCACCCAGAUGAGGAGGAUGCUUGCUCUGUUGCCUCUUCAACUUCUGCAUCAGUGAGAACAUUAAAAGGCAGGUUUACUGUGGCAUCUGUGCCUGUUUUCAGAUGCAGUGAGCGUGCAGAGAGGCGGAAAGAGUUUUAUUCAAAGUUAGAAGAAAAACACCAAGCUUUGGAGGCCGAGAAAAACCAGCGUGAAGCUAGGACCAAGGAAGAACGAGAGGCAGCACUUAAGCAACUUAGAAAGAGCCUGACUUUCAAAGCUAUGCCUAUGCCGAGCUUCUACCGUGAAGGUCCUCUACCAAAGGUUGAGCUUAAAAAGCUACCUACAACUCGUCCAAAGUCACCAAAACUUGGUCGAAGGCAAAGCUGUAGUGAUGUGAACAAUCCAUCCAAUGGAGAUAACAAUGAUGGAGCAUGCGGUCGAGUGAACCGUCACAGCUCAGGGAGUUUCAAGGAAGAGACCAACAAACUGCAGAGUGGUGUGAAGUAUGGAAAUGCUAAAGAUAAAGAAGAGACCAAACUGGUGAGGGAGAGUUCCAAGCCCCUUUCUCAGAAGGCUGAUAUCACUGUGCAUUCCUAGCAUGUGAAUUUCUCCUAUAUUCUGUUAAUUUGUCUUACGUGACAUAAACGGACCCUUUUUCUGGAAGAUGUAGUGUCGUUAUGAGAACUUGUUGCUAGAAUUUGUGAGAUUUAUGAUGGGGUAGAUUUUGUAAGUCAUACAGAAAGAUGCUGAUAUCAUUUUUGAAGCCGUCUGAGUAGCAAUGAUUUUGGUUGUAACUUGCGACAGUUAUGUAGUAUAUGUUGUUAUCAUUAUAAUUAUAGUUGUGAUUGCUGUUAUA